Messenger RNA from Tribolium castaneum (red flour beetle), 1830 nucleotides. RefSeq lists its product as uncharacterized. The transcript has 2 exons. Lineage: Eukaryota; Metazoa; Arthropoda; Insecta; Coleoptera; Tenebrionidae. Bases 563 to 1279 code for a protein of 238 amino acids. The record is from RefSeq and is a predicted model, not a curated record.
AAAGAGCUAGCCUUCAUAAUUGUACCACAUUUCUACGCUUCAGGAAUCGUAAUGAAAAAUAUUGACUGGCGAAGUGUAGGCGUGUAGCAAUUCUAGUGAAACAGUCCGUUGUUUGUUGCAAAUUUAAUCGCAAACCUAUAACUUUUCAAGUGAUAAGUGAGUGUUUUCCGCAGUUCGUAAAUCAAGUGCGUCACAAAAAUUGCCCAUUUUCGCCGAUAAACAGUCGUAAACCCAGCUAAGAAUUUUCCGCGCCAUCAGAUAAGCCACCACUUCUUGUGGAAAAGCUAAGGGUUCGCCCCACUCGAGUGCACCUGUUCGUGUUGGUGUGUCUUGCAGUCGUCAGAGCGUUAUAUACCGGUGAGGUCGCCGCAACUCCCCAGUCAAACGCUUGAAACCGCUGUGUUCGCGCGAGUUUCCUUCACCAAGUGUCUUUUGCACCCCCGGAGUGCCCAAGUUCGUGCCAGGGCGAUUCUGCCGCAGUGUGUGUCAAAUAAGAUUCCGAUGAUGUGGUGCCCCAGUCGCAACACUUAGCCCGUCCGAAGAUGAGCAAAACGCCACCAUCAUGAGCCCCGCAUCCAUAAUUGUGUUAAUCACCGUUGCAUCUUGCGUCUUCAGCUACCCCUCCAAGCCCUUGAACGAGCGUUCCACCGAACUGGCUUGGGAGGCUUGGCUGCUGGUCGACCAGAGCAACCGUCAGAGCGACUUGGGGAUGCUCCGACGGAGAAUCACCCCCAAGUCGGUCUUCAUCGCCCCCACCUUCAGCCCCGACUCGCUGCCGGCCUGCGCCGAAGGCUACAAGUCGGACGUGAUGGGGCGCUGCGUGAAAAUCAUCAAAAUCAACGAGUCGGUGCACUUUGACUUCCUCCUCCAGAAGCUCAACGCGCAGUUCCCGGACUACGAGGAAGUCGUUGAGGAGAAUACCACGCAUGGGCCCCUCCAGCUCAACAUCCCGCUCUUUGGGGACGAGGACAAGGACGUGGCGAUUGUGGUCACUCCCUCCAAGAAGAACCACCAUGAUACCACGACAACGGUCAAGGUGGACGUGAAGCGGAAUGGGGGUGAUAAGUUCGGGGUUGAGGAUGUUGCUGCGAUUUUGGGGGUGAAGCCCGAGGAGGUGGAAGUGACCACGAUCGCCGAUUUCGCCACAACCAUCAAAGAUGUGGAAAGUACCACGCUUGAGGGUACUACCACUACGGAGAGUGCGUCCACCACCAGUACAGAAGGUGGGGAGACGACGACGCUCCUCGAUGGUGAGGCGCUCUUCUGGAGGAGGAUUUAAGGACUGUGAGGCUCCAAGUUGCCACUUGGAGUGAACUGCUACUAAACCAAAUCACGUACAAAAAACAGUAAGACAAUAAAAGAACACGCCCAGAGUCACACCCUACACAUGGGCGCCGACUAACAACGAACCAGGCAAGUGGUCGGCGCCUGUGCUGGUCCUAGUCUAGGGUUCAAACCAAAUCGCUAUUGUGAUUCUUUUAGUCUUUAACUACGGUAUUACUUGUACAUAGUGUGUAAAUGGAGGUGCAAAUGUUUUAAUUUGUCGUUUCUUGUACAUAUUAUUAUUUAUUUUACUAACGCGGGAGUGAGCUUGACCACAGUAUUACACACUCCGAUUUACUAAUCUUAUCAACUGUAUUGUAGGACUAGGUUAAUCGUGCAAAUGUAACGUAUCGUAUUGUUUUUCAACACACAAACACUAGACUGAUUAACCUUUUGUUCGACUGUUAGGUACAAAUGUAAAGUUAGAUUAAGCUGAAAAGUGUAUUUAUUAUCAGAAUAUUCCAUGUUAUGUUCUUGUGCCAGUAUACAAAUAAAUUUACAAGCAGA